GUUAAAAUGCAGAAAUGAACUGCUGCUGCUAGAGCUCUACGAAAAAUUAAGCAUUUGAGGCUAUCUAGCUUGCAAUGGCUCAACCCUGCUUCCUUCUGGUCUUGGGCUUCCUUUCCUUAUUUCUAAUAGGCUGCUCCAAGUAUGUUCUUGGGGAGGAGAAGGUAGCGAUAUUGCCUGGCUAUGAUGGUGAACUUCCUUUGGAGAUGUACACUGGGUACAUAACCGUGAACGAGUCAACUUCAAACAACUUCUUCUAUUACUUCGUGAAAUCUGAAAGGAACGCAACAGAGGAUCCUCUCAUACUCUGGUUAACAGGAGGUCCUGGCUGCUCCGGCUUUAGCGGCCUUGUCUUCGAGAUUGGUCCUUUGAAAUUUAAGGUAGAAGAGUACAACGGAAGCCUGCCAACCUUAGAGUAUAAUCCUUACUCAUUUACCAGGAUCGCAAGCAUAAUCUUCGUAGAUGCACCAACGUUCACCGGUUUUUCAUACUCAAAUUCUACUGCAGAUCACAUUACUGGGGAUUUCAAGAAUUUUGAAGAAGAUUAUGUGUUCCUAAAAAAAGUGGCUCGAACAGCACCCAGAAUUCCAAUCAAACCCACUAUACGUAGCUGGAGAUUCCUAUUCCGGCUAUAUCAUUCCUCCUCUGACCUACAAAAUAGCAACAGCAAUGGAGGAUGGUACAGGCACCAUUUUCAAUCUUAAGGGCUACAUGUUGGGGAAUCCAUUGACAGACUACAAUUUUGACGCUUCUAUAGUGCCAUUUGUCUAUGGGAUGUCACUCAUCUCGGAAGAACUGUACCAGGCGACGAAGAAGAGCUGCAAUGGGCAAUACUACCAUCCGU
Nymphaea colorata (pocket water lily) is the source of this 841-nucleotide messenger RNA. RefSeq names its product serine carboxypeptidase-like 15. The transcript is spliced from 8 exons. Bases 75 to 701 code for a protein of 208 amino acids. Gene Ontology annotation, molecular function: acyltransferase activity, transferring groups other than amino-acyl groups; serine-type carboxypeptidase activity. Lineage: Eukaryota; Viridiplantae; Streptophyta; Magnoliopsida; Nymphaeales; Nymphaeaceae. Gene Ontology annotation, biological process: secondary metabolic process; proteolysis. The record is from RefSeq and is a predicted model, not a curated record.